Molecule: messenger RNA, 1587 nt
Organism: Sinocyclocheilus rhinocerous
Lineage: Eukaryota; Metazoa; Chordata; Actinopteri; Cypriniformes; Cyprinidae
Product: ammonium transporter Rh type A-like
Exons: 10
Coding region: 85-1401 (438 amino acids)
Biological process (GO): ammonium transmembrane transport; ammonium homeostasis
Cellular component (GO): plasma membrane
Molecular function (GO): ammonium channel activity
Source: RefSeq, a predicted model, not a curated record
CACGGACUGCAUGAGGAGUGUGAGAGUUAGAAACAAGAGGGAGAAUCACCCAGAAGAACAGCAGAGACAGAGAAGGUGUUGAGCAUGCCAUCAUAUGCCACCAACAUGAGGCUCAAGUUUCCCAUUCUGGCCUUAACACUGGAAGCCGUGACCAUUGUCCUGUACGCUCUUCUUGUGGUAUAUGACACCGGUGAUGCUCACGGACAUGAUGGGAGUCAUGCAGAAUCGAAUACAACUCAUUCAAGCAGCCCCAUGACCCUUUAUCCCAUGUUUCAGGAUGUACACGUGAUGAUCUUCAUUGGCUUUGGUUUCCUGAUGACCUUCCUAAAGAGAUAUGGCUUCAGCAGUGUGGGCAUCAACCUAUUGCUGGCUGCCUUUGGCUUGCAAUGGGGUCUUCUCCUCCAGAACAUCUGGCAUAUGCAUGACGGAAAAAUAAGAGUCAGCAUCGAAAAAAUGAUUAAUGCUGACUUCAGUACAGCGACUGUUCUGAUCUCGUUUGGAGCGGUUCUGGGAAAAACCAGCCCUGUACAGCUUCUCAUCAUGACCCUGCUGGAGAUCACUAUCUUCUGCAUCAAUGAGCAUUUGGUUGUGGAAGUCCUUAAUGUUUCUGAUGUUGGUGCCUCCAUGACCAUCCAUGCUUUUGGGGCUUAUUUUGGAUUAGCUGUCGCUGGAGUUCUUUAUCGCCCUGGUCUUCGGAACGGCCAUGAGAAUGAAGUAUCAGUCUAUCACUCAGACUUGUUUGCAAUGAUCGGCACAGUCUACUUGUGGAUGUUCUGGCCCAGCUUUAAUUCUGCUAUUGCUGAACCUGGUGAUCCUCAGCUAAGAGCUGUUAUCAACACCUAUUUCUCUCUGGCUGCUUGCGCUCUCGCUGCCUACGCUACCUCCAGUCUGGUGGAGAAGAAGGGGAAACUUGACAUGGUUCACAUUCAGAAUGCCACACUGGCUGGAGGAGUCGCUGUGGGUACCUGCGCUGACAUGGACAUCCAGCCAUUUGGAGCAAUGGCGAUCGGAAUCACAGCAGGCGUUAUCUCCACCGUUGGCUUUAAGUUCCUCACUCCCAUACUCGCCUCCAAACUUGGAAUCCAAGACACCUGUGGCGUGCAUAACCUCCACGGCAUGCCAGGCAUCCUAGGGGGCCUUGCUGGCAUUUUGGCUGCAGCACUAGGAAAGAAAGCCGGUGUUUCACCAGGCUAUCAGGCAUGUGGUUUGGCAUCAUCUCUGGGGUUUGCUUUGGUGGGUGGGUUGAUCACAGGUCUGAUUAUGAAGAUUCCAUUCUGGGGCCAGCCACCUGAUCAAAACUGCUUCGAUGACUCAAUCUUCUGGGAGGUACCUGAGGAAGAAGAGGAAAACGAAGAGCGUUUGACUCAUGGCGAUUAUUCCAAGACCAAAACAGAGGCUUGAAGCUCUGCUCCAAACCAGUUCACUUCGCAAAUCAAGAGACCCGGUCCAAUAAGCACCUCAGGGGCUGUUCAACAUCAGCAUCUACUCCACUUACUAAUAUCUUCAACAGUGAAAUCAUCAUAAGUACUAAGAGAUGUCAUGUAUUAUUUUGUAAUGUGUGCUUUUCUAAAUACAUGUAGCUAAAUU